This is a messenger RNA of Marchantia polymorpha subsp. ruderalis, 2744 nucleotides long. NCBI's taxonomy places the organism in Eukaryota, Viridiplantae, Streptophyta, Marchantiopsida, Marchantiales, Marchantiaceae. The record is from the annotation of a GenBank genome assembly.
GCAGGGUCCGAGCAGCGACAUCGGAGGACCGACAGACCCAGUGCGCCAUUGGGGUGACUGACUGACAGACUGACAGACUGACUGGCAGGCGACGCUCUUCUCCUUCCUUGCUUCGUUGCGCGUUCCUUCGCUUGCUUCGUUGCUUUGGUUUGCUUGCUUGCUUGCUUCGUGGGCUCGUUCGUCGUUCGUCGUUCAUGGUCGUCUGUUGACAGAGACGCGCAUCUUGGUCUGGGCUCCGGUGGUGCCGCCCUCCCAAGCCUCGGACACAACUCACAGCGCGAGCAACUCACGCAUCGACAAGAGUCGAGAGUCGAGCGUCGACGGGAGGGAGGAGGAGGAGUGGGGUUUGGACGCUGACGGGCGAGAAGGACGACAUUCGGUGUUGUGGAUGCUUCGGGUUGGGCGCCGUGGCAGGGAGGGGAGCAGAGCAGAGGAGGACGAGGACGAGGGCUCGGGGAGGAGCGAAAAGAUCAUCGAGGCCGUGCCUUGUGUUGUUUCUGUUGGUGGUGCUAGCGCUGAUGCUGGUGUAGAAGUUCUUCUUCAUCAUCAUCAUCUUCUUCUUCGUCUUCAUUUCCUCGAUCGGUAGGCCUGGUCGGUGUGCGCGAGGGAGGGAAGAUCUCUCGGUGCCGGGGGCAGGACGAAAGACAAGGCGAGGGUGGGAGGCAGGCUUUCAGGCAGGCAGGCAGGCAGGACAGCAGGACUGAGGGAUCUCGCGACGGAGGGCUGGUUGUGGGGAGUCGUUGUCAUUGUGGUCGUCGUAGAGUUGAUUGGUUCCAGGCGGGGCAGGAUUGUAGGUUCACGGGCGGCAGGGGACGCGUCAUUGUCAUUAGGGGCGGGGAAGGAGGAUUCUUGGCAGGUAGGACUCUGGCUGGGGCGACGAUGCCGGUGGCUCUGGGAUCAGCGGCUUCGUCUUCCUAUCGUGAUAGAACUUUGGAACUUCAUUCUAUAGCGGAAAGGUUACGGAAAUCUCAGGCGUUUUCUGGAUCUGCCACUAAUUCCCAAUCAUCAGCUACCAAUGGAUCUGUCGACGGCUCCGCCAGGCUGCAGGGUCCCCAAUCCUCUGGAUCCGUGCAAUCGGAGUUCAAUAAACGAGCCUCCAGAAUCGGCCUCAGUAUUCAUCAAACUUCACAGAAACUUACAAAGUUGACCAAGUUGGCGAAACGGACGUCAAUGUUCGACGAUCCCGCGACAGAAAUUCAAGAACUUACUGCUGUGAUAAGAACGGACAUCAAAGCUCUGAAUGAUGCUAUUAUCGACUUACAGGUUUUAUGUAAUUCAAGAAACGAUGGCGCCAACAGAAGUAGGCACAGUAGUGAACAUUCCACAACUGUUGUGGACAAUUUGAAAAGUCGACUCAUGAAUACGACCAAGGAGUUUAAGGAUGUACUCGAAUUGCGAACCACGAAUUUGAAGGUUCAUGAAAACAGGAGACAGCUUUUCACUGCCACUCCAACUAAAGAGCAAAGCAAUCCUUUUAGUCGACAGCGUCCACUGGUAACAGUUAAUGGAACCAGCACAACUAGUAAUGCAGGUGCGGGGCCAGGUCCGGGUACUAGUGCAAGUGCAAGUGGCAGUCCUGCGCCUCAUCCUUGGGCUAAUGGAGGGGCUUCUUCACAAACUCCAUUAUUUUCUUCCAGAAGGCGGGGCAAUCCUGAAGGAACCUCCUUGCAAGGUCAAACGCUUCCGCCGUCGCAGCAGCAACAACAGCUCCAGCAGCAAAUAGUGGCUCCUGCCCAGGACAGCUAUAUGCAAAGUAGAGAAGAGGCUCUUCGGAAUGUUGAGGCGACCAUUAUUGAGCUUAGCACCAUCUUUACGCACUUGGCCAACAUGGUUGCUGAGCAAGGUACAAUUGCCGUAAGGAUUGAUUCGAACUUGGACGAGGCAUCGGCCAAUGUCGAAGGAGCACAGGGAGCCCUCUUGAAAUACCUGAAUCAAAUUUCGUCGAACCGAUGGCUGAUCAUGAAGAUAUUCAUGGUGCUGGUUAUCUUCUUGUUAAUUUUCGUUGUUUUCGUAGCAUGAAUAAAUUGCACUGGAUUCCUGAUAUGGACGGGUUAUCUGAUGUAUAAUGGAGAGUUUUAGUUGCCACUUCUCUGGGUACUUUGAACCACCCGGCAUGGACUAUGUCCACAUUCAUUAAUGGCAGCGUCAGCUUUUGAGCUUGGAAACCGCCAGCUAAGCUAGUUCACCUGUAAUUGUAAGAGUCUGCAAAUGCCUUGAUAUUGGCCUACUGAUAAGCAAAUUGGCCUCAAUAAUGAUAUGCUCGAAAGACAUGAGCUUCUGGUUGUAUUGGUUCGGUUAUGGAAAACAAGUACUAAGUACGUGUAUACUCUACGGUGGUUGCUGUAAGUGUCGUCAUCCAGGAGAAAGAAAGCAAGAAUUUACCAUUGUGGUGAAGGUGACCUUUGAGACGGCAGCUUGAUUGAUUACUGGGAAGUUCCAAAUACACUCAUCUCUUUAUUGUGACGUGGAUUUGAUCCAUGGGACACAUCUUUGUAGAAGCUGGAUUGGUCGAUUGAGACCCAAAGUUCGAGACAUGGAUGUUCUCGAUGAUGACUUAGUUUACUGAUAACUAUUGCACUGAAGGGAUGGAAGCUUUGGCAAUUGUUACAGUGGGACAGAUAGUUGGGUUUUCCUGCUUUGAAUCCGUAGUCUGCUCCCACUCCCUUGUGUUCUUACUAUUCGUUUGAAAUUUUGUGUAUAUUGUAUAUUGUCAAGAAUUGCAAAGACAUCAACAGAAAGGCGGC